This is a messenger RNA of Drepanopeziza brunnea f. sp. 'multigermtubi' MB_m1, 3573 nucleotides long. RefSeq lists its product as uncharacterized. The record is from RefSeq and is a predicted model, not a curated record. Gene Ontology annotation, biological process: diacylglycerol catabolic process; arachidonate metabolic process. Lineage: Eukaryota; Fungi; Ascomycota; Leotiomycetes; Helotiales; Drepanopezizaceae. Gene Ontology annotation, molecular function: lipase activity.
AUGGAAAGACCCCGACGACAAGGCGCGAACCCCCCCCCCAUAUCCCACUUCCACUUCCACGCGCCGUCCAGCCACAUUCAGCGGGUCGAGAUGCAGGCGGAUGAGCGGGAUAGGAAGGGCCGAGAAGUCGGAAUAGCUUCAUCGAAUCCCACACCAGCCGCAGAAUCUUCAACUCUGCUGCCGGCGCCCAUCGCAAACGUCGUGAGCUUGGCUACGCGAUCUGGCUCUCUAUACCUCCGCCUCGGGACGUUCAUCGGGGGGCUGGCCCUGGAUGGCGCACGAGUCACAACCUUGACUGGGCUGGAGGUAAGUCGAGCAGCUUUUGAAGGCAUCCUACACCGGGCCGGGCGCGAUGUAUACCUGCGGAGCAGAGGGCAGCUGGGGAAGGUGGAGGCAGAGGGCAUUCUGGAACGGAGUAUCGCGACGCUACAUUCCACCAUCACGAAUAUAUCUUUCGCGGCCUCCACCGGCUUCUACAUCUCCUCCACAGCAUUACACGGCGCGGGAGACCUGUCACAGCAGUUGCUGUUUACGCUGGACAGCAUACUGGGGAGCACGGAUUCGAGUAGGGCCAUUGCCAGUAUUGUUACGCUCAUACGGAGGGAGUUUCAAAAUCCGGCUACCGGGCAGGAAGGCGAGAAGGUCGGAGUCGCGGAUCUUCUGCUUGGGAUCUGCGGAUUAGCACUGCUGCAGAGGUGGUGCAAGAAGAUCACAGAUGCCGAGGGGACUGGGGACGCCGUGGUAUGGGAUGUCGUGGUGCUGGACGACGGGAGAAGGGCCGAUGUCAUCAGCAAGGACGAUGUACCGAAUGCUGAAGAGGAUGUGGCAAGGACGCACUCCAUUUCAUUUGUGGCUCCAGGUAGAGAUGAGGUUGUCCAGACCAUCGAGCGAGAGAGCAGGUUACAAGACGAGUCCGAGGAUGACCUGCCGGAGAUCAACCUCAGGCAAAAGAUCAUGAGGUCCCUGCCGGCCGACGCUUCGGUGUCAAUUACCACAGAAACUACCACUACGAAAACGAUUACAGUGGAGAUCACUGGGGCACAGCCUCUGGAUCUGUCACCGCCCCACGGUGUCGAGAUUGUGGAAGAGGAUGUUCAUCACACGCCAGAGUUAGAUCUCGAUGGCCAUGCCUUGACGAAUGAACCGAGAAACGGCUCGUUGACUCCCAGGUAUAGAGUGGUCUAUCGGAUUGCUCGAAGCACAUUUCGAGGCACCGACAUUGAGCGGAAAAAAGAGACUGGUAAGGAAAACGAAAUUGAGGAGAGCGACGACGAAGAAAAUCUCCCAGCUACAGAAGAUAGAAGAGUCCUCGAGGAUAGUGAGAUUAGCAAACCGUCAAUGCUUUUUCCUGAUUUGCCGCCAGAACCACCCGGGAAGGGUAAGUCGAGAAAGUUAUCUUCCGACGUCAUGAACACGGAUCGCUCGCCUAGAUCAACUGCACCGGGAUUCGGCAAUCUCCUUGGAUUCUCGUCCAUACCGAUCCCGAAGUCUCCAGAGCAUGCUGCGAACCAGAAGCGGACUCGCAGACCAAUGAGCUCUGCAUCUUCGACUUCGGAUCUCCCCCAUCUCAGGAAAGUGGCCGCGAAGCCUCCGGCGACGAAGAAGCCUCUUUUGGAGCGGCCGCCCACUAAACCCUCCGAGAAGAAGGGUUCGUUCCGAAAUGUUCUCAGAAAGGGAUCCGGGACAGCACUUCCAAACUUUUGGAAUAAAGACAGCGCUGCACAGUCAAAGACCAAACCACCUCCAAUGAAACCUAGCUGGGAAAUUUCGGGUCCAUCGUCGGCCUCAAAAUCAAACCUUCCAGUUCCUCAUCGUAACUCUGGCAUGAUUUCUGCCCGGGAUACACCUAAGCCUCCGCAGCGAGACGACCCAAAUUACUUUUCGUCCCGGGACCUUGGCUCGAUGCAGCCGGCCGACACUCAAAGGAGUCCCUCGAGUGGAAGUUACUACUCGGUCCACGAGCGACGACGAGACUCACUACUCUCUCAAACUGACACCUACUCUAUACAUUCGGCUGAAACACGGCCUGGAUCGCCAACGGCGUUCAGGACUCACCUGAAAGCUCAGAGCAAUCUGAUAAGGGCACGGUCCGAGAAGAACAUUGUGAAGCAACCAGUCUCUCCGAUUCUCCAGCAUCGAAGAUCAAAGAGUGUUGUGCCGAGUAUAUAUACACUCGGAGCGAACAACUCGGCAACAUCACUGGUCCUGGCGAGCCAACCAAGUCGCAGCGCUUUCGAAAGCUCCGAGACGCUUGAAGCUCUGGCUCACACUGGGUUCAUUGAUGGAUUGUUCCCACAGCAUCAUAUCGUUCGGAAUAUCACUAGAUUCGUGCGGUUUGCAUCCGCUUCAUAUGGGGCCAGUUUUCUUCGCGUUAUGGGCAUCGUGACUUCGAAAGGUCCGACAGCGAAAGAGAUUGAAACGUCCCAUCAUCAUGAACACCACUCAUUCUCUACUCACACUCAGCUGCCGCCCUCGACCAUUCUGUUAUCGUCUUUUGUAGAUCCCCAAGGUGGUACCGACGCGAAUGGUAACACAAAUACGGGUGUUCCAAUGGUACACUUCGUUUCCCUCGACCACGAGUCCAGAGCCGUAGUCCUCACCUGUCGUGGAACACUUGGUUUCGAAGACGUUCUGACCGACAUGACUUGCGACUACGACGAGCUCGAGUACAGAGGGAAAGCAUAUAAGGUUCACAGGGGCAUGCAUGCUUCAGCUAGGCGACUCCUUGAUGGUGGUGGUGGACGCGUAAUGGCCACCAUCACAGCUGCUUUGGAGGAAUUCCCUGACUACGGGCUGGUGAUGUGUGGUCACUCCCUUGGUGGAGGCGUAACAGCUCUACUCGCCAUUCUUAUCUCCGAGCCCUCCUCUGAUUCCUCGUCGACGGCUUUCUUCACAUCGUCUAACUAUACGUCAUCGCAUCUCCGUCUCAGCUCAUCUCAGACUGAGCAGAGUUCCGCUCCGUCAAGAAUACAUCUUCCACCAGGUCGGCGAGUGCAUGUAUACGCGUACGGCCCACCAGCCACCCUCUCCCCGUCGCUCCGACUCGCCACUCGGGGUCUAAUCACCACGAUCAUCAAUGGUCAAGAUCUGGUCCCCUACCUUUCUCUUGGCGUGCUUCAUGAUCUCCAAGCUGUAGCUCUUGCCUUCAAGACUGACGACUCAGGCGCCAAGGGUGAAGUUCGAAAACGUGUAUGGGCGGGGAUCACCGGCACAUUCAUGGAUAACUGGUACGCCAACCGUCCUCCGGGAAUGAACACCGAGGACGACGACCAAUGGGCAUAUUCUGCUCUAAAAGCCCUCCGUGCAUCCAUGUUAUCGGCCAAACUGUUGCCGCCGGGAGAAGUCUUUGUGGUGGAGACCAUGCCGGUCUUGCAGCGAGAUGCGCUCGUGACUGGCGGUAAUGGCGAGGCGAGGGACCUGGGUCGGCCGGCUACGAGAAGCGUCUUGAAAUACGUGCGCGAUGUGGAAAAGCGAUUUGGUGAGAUCCGGUUCGGUGGAAGUAUGCUACUGGAUCACAGUCCCGGUCGAUACGAGAUGAGUCUGGGUGCACUUGGGAAAGGUGUCCUGGGAUAG